AUGGAAGUUGUUGGCACAGAUUUUGAUGUUCGUGUAGAGGCUUCGAUAGAUGGAGCGUUAAGUGGGUAUGGGCAUGAGAAUGAUGCAAAUGUGAAGGGAAGUGAAGGGUUUUUACGGACCAUUUUAGUCGAAGUGUUUGUUGAAGGUGGAAUUGAUAGGCAUCUUGUUGCUUUUGAUCAUGGUUUUGGUAUUGGGAGAAUCACCAAGAACCUUUUUUAUAAGGGAAAUCAUAUGGCAUCGGAUAAGCAUAAGGCCACUAAUUUUUAUUAUGUCCCAUUUCGAGAAUUCACACUAGAUGUAGGAAGAUAUGAUGUUAUCUGGGUUCAAUGGUGUAUUGGGCAUCUCACGGAUAAUGACUUUGUGCCAUUUUUCAAAAGGGAUAAGAUUAGCUUGAAACCUAGUGGAUUUUUUAUCCCGAAGGAAAGUCUUGCAGAAGUGGAUUUGUGUUGGACAAAGAAGAUCGAGGCAUCACUAAGUUUGAUACAUACUUCGAGGAGCUCUUUAGUAGGUGCUUCUCUUUUGGCCGUGCUCGUCAAUCGCGCCGUUUCGGGCAUAGCCCCCGUUGCCGAUGCCAGCAGGUCUCUAGUUGUUGUUUAUGAUUGCCGUUGUAUCCUACAAAUUGGUGUGGCAGCUGAAUCUGUCAAUAAUGAAGCACUGACUAUUGAUGCUGCCAAGUUGAUGCAAGGAUCACUUUACCAGGCUGCUAUAAAAUCUGCUUCUCAGUUGCUUGCUGAGAAAACAGUUCCAAAAGAUGAUUCUUUACUGAUCCUAUAUGCAGAGAGCUAUUUGGCCAACCUUUCUCUCUACCCUGGAAGAUCUGAGCUGCCAUUUUUACCUUCAAACACACAGGAAGCUGUUAGAGGUGGCCUAUCUGAAGAAAAAGUGAAUCGAGGGUCAUUUGAGAUGGUUUGGCUAUAUCUGAUGUUGACCUAUGAGGAUCAAUUGCAUGGUUUCAAAGAUGGAGUUGUCUCAGAAAUACUUGAACCAUCAUUUGUACUCCCCGCUUCCUGUGUAACAAGUGGAGGAACUAUAUGUUGUUGUAAGAACAUUCCUGGUAAGGCAAACUGGCGAGGCCUUGGUCACAGUUUCAGCCUGCCAUCUGAGCAUUUUCUUGAAAUCAAUUGGGAAAACAUGCUGUUCUUGAACUGUCAACUGCGUUUGCAGCCAGGGGAUGCCUUUUAA
Molecule: messenger RNA, 1182 nt
Organism: Dovyalis caffra
Lineage: Eukaryota; Viridiplantae; Streptophyta; Magnoliopsida; Malpighiales; Salicaceae
Source: the annotation of a GenBank genome assembly